Molecule: messenger RNA, 1397 nt
Organism: Poecilia reticulata (guppy)
Lineage: Eukaryota; Metazoa; Chordata; Actinopteri; Cyprinodontiformes; Poeciliidae
Product: olfactory receptor 6C4-like
Biological process (GO): detection of chemical stimulus involved in sensory perception of smell; G protein-coupled receptor signaling pathway
Cellular component (GO): membrane
Molecular function (GO): odorant binding; olfactory receptor activity; G protein-coupled receptor activity
Source: RefSeq, a predicted model, not a curated record
UUGUCGAAGUAGAAAAGACUUGAAGCGAGUAGAUGGAACUUUUCAAUCCAGCUCUUGAGGAAAACAUCACCUUUGUCCAUCCUGCAUAUUUUAUCAUAGCAGGUUUUAUUGGUAUUCCUAAUGUGAACUUCUACUUUGUCUUUCUGCUGUUUGUUUAUGUUCUUUCAGUGGUAGGAAAUGGGACUGUGCUGACUCUCAUAAUUGUGGAUCAUACUCUGAAAGGUCCAAAAUACGUUGCGGUUUUCAGUCUCGCUCUAACUGACAUCUUAAGCAGCACAACUUUUUUACCAAAAAUCAUUAACAUGUUCCUGUUCAAUCAUCGCUAUAUUUCAUACAAUGAAUGCUUGACCUUCAUGUUUUUUGGCUUCACACUACUAUCAAUGCAAUGUUUUAACCUGGUCGCACUGUCUUAUGAUAGACUGAUGGCAAUCAUGUACCCUCUGCACUACCACGUGAAAGUGACCCAAAGGUUUAUGAUCAAUUUGAUCGCCUUUUUGUGGAUUUUUGCCAUCACUCUUGUCCUCAUUGCUGUUGGCUUAAUCACAAGAUUGUCAUUCUGUAAGUCUGUGGUUAUUGACAGCUACUUCUGUGACCAUGGCCCUGUGUACAGACUGGGCUGCAACGAUGUUUCCCCCAGCCGUGUAGUUGGUGUUUUGUGUCCAGUUAUUAUGCUUUGGCUUCCUCUAGCAUUUAUCCUAACAACUUACUGCUGUAUUGUUUAUGCUUUGUCAAAAAUUUCAACAGCGCAGGAACGAAGAAAGGCUUUUAAGACUUGCACAGGACAUCUUUCAUUAGUGACCAUUUAUUUUCUCCCCGUUACUCUUGUUUUUGGAAUCGGAAGCAAAAUGCACCCUAACGCCAGGAUCAUAAACCUGUCACUGACUACUAUAAUUCCACCGAUGCUGAAUCCCAUCAUUUAUGUUUUUCAGACACAGGAAAUAAAGCAAGCUUUGAAAAAGCUCAUAAAGAAAACAAGGCAGUAAAAAAUUGGAUGGAAAUUUUUAAUCUAUCCAGGAACCAAAUUGUAUGACUGGAAUAAAUGUAGUAAGCAUAAAAAGUGAGCAGAGCAAACACAAACAGGUUUUCUUUUUGAUCUUAAGUAGAUACACAGUGUUUAACUAUGAAAUUAAAAACAAUAUUAGAAUAAAAUGUUGGGAAUGUUGGACUUAAAUGUGUAAGAUAGAUAAUUAAAAUUUUUUUUUUGUCUGUUCAUCUUCUUUGACAAUUUGCAUGAGGGAAUGUUUUUACUGUCACUGAAACAAGAGAAAUGUUUGGCUUUUUUUUCUACAUUUAAUCAAUGAUUUAUUUUAAAAACAUGAAAUUACAUUUGAUAUGUUCCAAACCACACUGAAUAAGGUUAAGAGAGUAUCACACUGAAUUACAUCCAGAUAUGUCAA